This is a messenger RNA of Oryzias melastigma (Indian medaka), 2177 nucleotides long. RefSeq lists its product as uncharacterized. The record is from RefSeq and is a predicted model, not a curated record. Gene Ontology annotation, cellular component: synaptic vesicle; septin ring; cell division site. NCBI's taxonomy places the organism in Eukaryota, Metazoa, Chordata, Actinopteri, Beloniformes, Adrianichthyidae. Gene Ontology annotation, molecular function: GTP binding; molecular adaptor activity; GTPase activity. Gene Ontology annotation, biological process: cytoskeleton-dependent cytokinesis; cell division; regulation of exocytosis. The transcript has 12 exons. The coding region runs from base 170 to 1216 and encodes 348 amino acids.
AGCCACAAUGGCGUCAGUGACUCCGUGAGGUGGACCCGGGCGGUUUAGAGGAAGUAAGUUCCGGGUUUCCCUUGCUGGGGUUUGACAGAAACGACGAACAGGGUUCCACUUGAAUAACUAAAGUCCAAAGUUACGCAGAGGGUUGUCAGACAUCCUGUAAACAGAAGUGAUGUCUCAGUCUGGAGAAAAAGGGAAGUUACCAGAUGCUACAGGCUAUGUUGGUUUUGCAAACCUUCCAAACCAAGUGCAUCGAAAGUCAGUGAAAAAGGGCUUUGAGUUCACUUUAAUGGUUGUAGGAGAGUCUGGUUUAGGCAAAUCAACCCUCAUAAACAGCCUUUUUCUGACUGACCUGUACCCUGAACGCUACAUCCCUGGAGCUGCAGAAAAGAUCGAGAGGACCGUGCAGAUUGAGGCCUCGACUGUGGAGAUUGAGGAGAGGGGAGUGAAGCUCCGCCUCACUGUGGUCGACACUCCUGGAUACGGGGACGCCAUCAACAGUCAGGACUGUUUCAAGACAAUAAUUCAGUACAUUGACAAUCAGUUUGAGCGCUACCUCCACGACGAAAGUGGGCUGAACCGGAGGCACAUAGUGGACAACAGGGUGCACUGCUGCUUUUAUUUUAUUUCUCCAUUUGGACAUGGCCUGACACCUUUGGAUGUGGAGUUCAUGAAAGCAAUCCACAGCAAAGUCAACAUAGUCCCAGUCAUUGCAAAGGCCGACACGCUGACACUAAAGGAGAGGGAUCGCCUGAAGAGAAGGAUCCUGGAUGAGAUCGCUGAGCAUGGCAUCAAAAUCUACCAGCUUCCAGAUGCGGACUCUGACGAGGACGAAGAGUUCAAGGAGCAGACGAGAGUCCUCAAGGCAAGUAUUCCCUUCGCUGUGAUCGGCUCCAACCAGCUGAUCGAGGUGAAGGGGAAGAAGAUCCGAGGUCGUCUGUACCCAUGGGGAGUCGUAGAAGUCGAGAAUCCUGAACACAAUGACUUCCUUAAACUACGCACCAUGCUUGUCACUCACAUGCAAGACCUCCAGGAGGUAACUCAAGACCUACACUACGAGAACUUCCGAUCCGAGAGGUUGAAGAAGGCGGGCCGAGCGGUGGACGAGGACGUCAUGGACAAAGACCAGAUUCUGCUGCAGAAGGAGUUGGAGUUGAGGCGCAUGCAGGAGAUGAUUGCUCAGAUGCAGGCACAAAUGAAGAUGAAGUCAGACGAGUGAAAGAGUCUGAUCCACACGGGAGCGUGGUCAUCCCCAUCACCCAACGCACACAUUUCUAUAGCAUACCCAUCCACACAGACACACUCCUGGUCAUAGUCUCUCCUCCGGUCCAGUGGGGAGCCCAGGUUUCCCAAUCACAUAUUUAUCUACACAGUGCCACUCCCUCUCCUAAAUCUCCACCCAUCAUCUGUCAUUCUCCACUCAGAGCUCCACAAACUAGUCAGACAGGACCAGAUACCAGUUUUACAUGGAAUACUGUUGGAGUUUCAUGGCUAUUUAUGUACUUUAUGUACGAUGGUUUUCAUUAUUGCCAGUAAUAACGGUACGAGUAGGGUUUGCCAUCUUGCUAGUUUGCAAAAAUGUGUGAACUGCGACUUAUUUUGAUGUUUCAGGUCAGAAGAUCCUAAUUUUUAUAUAUAUAUAUACUUUGGUUUUUACUAAUAUCUUUCUCGACUAAUUUUACAGCCCAUAAUAUUUACCUCUGAAUGCCACGAGUGCUUGUUUGCUUUAAUCUGAGUAAGAGACAGUUUGGAAAUGUUUAAAUCUAGGAUGAUUAAGCCAUUUUUUUCUAUUUGUUUGUGGUUGUUUUGUAUUUGACCAACUGCUGAACUUAUCCAGUUUAUUUUUUUUUUAAUUUAGAGUAAACUAUAAUAUUAGUGCCAAAUUGCAAAGUGAACUAUUGUUUACUUCAUUUAAGUCCUCUAAUCUACUUUAAAUACUUCAUGUGUGCAGUUUUCCAACAUACUUUGUAUUUUUUCACAUUUUUAAAAUGGUGUAGAAAACAAAUGUCCCACAUUAAAGACAUCCCUUCCAUUUUUUUUGAGUAGUUGACUAAACAUUGUGUAUUGUCUAUGACAGGCCACUGAUAUUGUUUAGUUUUGGUCUUUUUAAGAACAUUUGGUUUCUUACCCAUGUGUCAGUAAAAGGUUUUGGAAAUAAAACUAUUAUUAAAGAUUGACAA